This is a messenger RNA of Culex quinquefasciatus (southern house mosquito), 662 nucleotides long. Its product is annotated as apolipoprotein D. Gene Ontology annotation, molecular function: pigment binding. The annotation marks the transcript as partial. Lineage: Eukaryota; Metazoa; Arthropoda; Insecta; Diptera; Culicidae. The transcript is spliced from 4 exons. The record is from RefSeq and is a predicted model, not a curated record.
UCUCCACUGCUUUCUUUCAGUCAACUCGCCGUUCCCAUCAUACUGUUGGCGAGCAGUUUGCUAUCUAUUGAGGCACAAAUCGCCUCGCUGGGAAUAUGUCCAGAUGUGCCCAAGCAGCACGAUUUUCAUCCCGAACGAUUUGUUGGUCUUUGGUACGAGCAGGAGCGAUAUCCAAAUGUGUUUGAGCUGGCGGCAAAAUGUGUCACCUCGGAGUACUCGAUGAACGCGGAUACCACGUUUACGAUCACGAAUAAGCAGAUUAAUUCACUGACUGGCAAUGAAAGCAAGUACUUCGGUUCAGCAAGACGGACAAAGAUUUCAAAGUAUCAGGUCAAAUUUCCAUUUGCAUUUAAUCAUGAGAAACCAUACUGGAUCCUUGGAACCGAUUACCACACAUAUGCUGUAAUCUACACGUGCUCUGAGUUGGGUCUAUUAAACAUGAAAAACAUAUGGAUCCUAACGAGAGAACGGUUUCCGAUAAAGUCUAUUUUGCACAAGGCGUACACAAUUAUGGAACUCGCCCAGCUGAAUCGUUCGCUACUCCAGAAGACCGAUCAAAAGCACUGUGAACCCGUGAGGAAGCAAGUUAGUAAAUAUCCCAUGGUGCUGAUUGGGUGAACAAUCUUUUGGUUGUUUGUAUCUGUCGAAUACUGUUACGUUAU